Messenger RNA from Marchantia polymorpha subsp. ruderalis, 1691 nucleotides. NCBI's taxonomy places the organism in Eukaryota, Viridiplantae, Streptophyta, Marchantiopsida, Marchantiales, Marchantiaceae. The record is from the annotation of a GenBank genome assembly.
GGUAUAAAAGUCCGCCGAAAUGAAUGACUUAUCACAAGUUGGACCAUCUUCUUCUAGAUCUACGAACUCAAAUCAGCUCAAUUUUCAGAGUUUCAGACCUCGUUUCCUUCAAAGCUGCACGAAUCUACUUUUAGCGAGUUUCACAUUGACGCGAGUUGCAGAUUUUCUUUCUUUCUUCGAAAGCUCAGAUGAUGGCAUUGUGCAGGAAGGUAAGUCUGAUCGACUCGCGUGAUUGGACUGCCUUCGGCUGGGUACGAGGACGAGAUCGUCCACUUGUUGACAGGUCCCAGACAGCCUGGGGGGAGUGCAGUCGGCAUUUUUCUAGCAACAAUGGCUUCGACCAGUCCGAGAUCGGUCGUCCUCCUUGUCCUAGCUGUGGCAAUAGUUGUUUCAAACGCGCAGUUACAGCUGUCAGAAACGUUCUAUGAUGCCACAUGUCCACAAGCCGCAUCCAUCGUCCAACAGAAGGUGGAUGCGUUUGUGGAUGCCGAUCGAGGACUCGCUGCAGCUUUGAUGAGACUUCAUUUCCACGACUGCUUCGUCCGGGGUUGCGAUGGGUCCGUCCUUCUCAAUUCUACCGACACAAUGUUGACUGAGAAAGAAGCAUUGCUAAACAAAGGUUCGCUGCGAGGAUUCGAGCAGAUAGACGAAAUAAAGAUGGAGCUCGAGUGCGCGUGCCCAGGUGUGGUAUCUUGUGCCGAUAUUUUGGCAUUGGUUGCCCGAGACGCCACUGCGAAGGUUGGCGGCACCAGCUGGCCCGUGUUUUUGGGCCGUAUAGAUGGAGGAGCUUCAUUCGCCGAUGAGGUCAACAGUAGUUUACCUGAACGUAGAGACAACUUCACGCAACUCGUCGCCAGGUUCGCCAGAGUUGGACUCGAUGCCAGAGACAUGGUUAUCCUAUCAGGAGGACACUCUAUUGGACAAGUUCACUGUGGCGCGUUUUUCGAGCGCCUCUACAACUUCCAGGGACUCAACAUCACCGAUCCGUCCAUGGACCCUGAGUUCGCUGCCAUGCUCAAGGUCCAGUGCCCGCCGACCAAGCCCUUCGGAUUCAUGGCUCUGGACGCCACCAACGGCACCUUCGACUCCGCGUACUACUUGGACCUGCUCACGAACAAGGGCCUGCUGGAGUCCGACGUGGCGCUCUUGAGCGACCCGCUGGGCGUGGAAUAUGCCAUCAGAGCGGUGCAAGAUCCCAUGGCCUUCCUGAACGAGUUCGGAUGGGCCAUGAUCAAAAUGGGCGCCAUUCCUGCGCUCGAGCCCUACGGCUGGAGAAGACACUGCGCCUUUGUUGAACCCCAAUUAUAGGCCAAUGAUGCAUUGUCACGCUAGAUUCCAUUUGUUGUGAGUAAUUUUGGCUCUUGGAUCUCACUCCCGGCAGCCUUCAAUAAGACGGUUAUUGCUUUCAGAACUAGGCAGUUAGUCAAGAAAACUGUACAUCUGUGGUGCACCUUGGAUCAUGUUCCUAUAUUACAUGUGUAGCUAUAGGGUCAGAAAACACUAGUGGUGGAUGUGGAUACGAUUGAAUUAGAUGAACUCAUUCUUUGAUUAGUCCGAGGCCAAGCUUGUAACUACUCUUCACUAUGAAAUAAAUCCAAUAACCAUUGAUUCUCAGAUGAUGACUAUGCAGUACAUGUGAAACAGCCUCCAGUUACUGCCGUAAAAUUGCUGUUUUCAAUAAUUUCAUUACA